UUGGAUCGAUUGGCCAGAGACACACCUCGUGAAGCCGCCGAAUCGCUGUCGUAUGUGCCUCAAUUAGAAGUCUCCGAGACGACGACCUCCGUCAUAUCUCUCCAUAUCACUUACUUCCGGAAUAGAGGAUUCCCUGUAGCGAUAACCCUCAAUCACGCGGUUCUCAAAGGGAAGACCACCGCCAUGUUUCUCAGAGCUUGGGCUUCGAUCUGCAAGCACGGAGAGAAUCAUCGGCUCCCGAAGGAGCUCACCCCGUCAUUCGAUCGAACCAAGGGAACCAAGAGAGUCGUCAACCACGGGAGGGAAUUCACGCUAAUUGUCGAAGUCAGCUCGGCGGUGGAGAUCGACAUAUUCGUCGACCAUAGCGCUGUCGGCGCCGGCGAGCGGUUGUAUCGGCUCUACUCUGGGUCGACCCGGCAUGCCCGUUCUCGACCCGGAUGCAAGGUCUCCGUGGAGCUCAGGUCGUUUGACUACGACGGAACGCUAAGUGUGAAGGUGGAGCGGGUCAGGCGGAGGCAGGGUGGGGCCUUGCAGGUCGCACGACGGCGCAAUCGUCAGGAGGGCGAAGGUAGGGGAGGAGAAGGGAGGGAGUUUUGGGCUGGUGAGGGCGGGACGAGGGGAACUGAGAGAGUCAUCAACUACGGGAGGAAAGUCACGCUAAUCAUCGAUGUCAUCUCCGCCAGAUUCACCUUCGCCAACCAUUGCGAUGUUGGUGCAAACAAGCGGCUAUACCAACUCCACCUGUGGGUCGACCCGGCGUCCCCGUUCACAAUCCAGACUGUCUUGACCUGGACCGGCCCGACUUGGAAGCAGGGAUGCAAGAUCCCCGUGGAACUCGGGUCGCUUCACUAUGAUGGGACGCUAAGCGUGGAAGUGGAGUGGGUCGGACGAAGGCUGGGUGGCGACCGGCCGAGGACGUCAUCGGAAGGGCGAAGGUGCGGCUACCAAAGGGACAUAGGGAACGAGAGAGUCGUCAACCACUGGAGGGAAUUCACGCUAAUUGUCGACGUCAGCUUGGUGGUGGAGAUCGACACGUUCGCCGACCACAGCGACGACGAGCGGUUGUACCGGCUCUACCUGUGGGUCGACCCGGCGUGCCCGUACUCGACCCGGAUGGUCUGCACCUGGACUGGCCCGACUUGGAAGCAGGGAUGCAAGGUCCCCGUGGAGCUCGGGUGGCUUGAUUACGACGGGAUGCUAAGCGUGGAGGUGGAGCGGGUUGGGCGGAGGCCGGGUGGAGAUCGGCCGGGGACGCUGCACGGUGAUGCGAUCAUCGGGAGGGCGAAGUCGAACCCGUGCCAAUGGGGGGUGACUGCGGAUCUGAUCGAGAUCGACGUGGGUCAUGGGUUCAUCUCGACUUGGUCCGAUAUUAACCGGGCAUUCCUCCUGUUGCGAAGGGGCGGGGUCAUGUUCGGGCAUGACUAUUUUCGUAACGCGGUUGGCUUUGGGGUGAGACGGGCGGUAAACUUGUUUGCGAAGAUUUAUGGGCUUAAGGUCCAAAUCGAUGGCGAACAUUGGGUGAUCCGCACCUCUUGA
Linum tenue is the source of this 1536-nucleotide messenger RNA. The record is from the annotation of a GenBank genome assembly. NCBI's taxonomy places the organism in Eukaryota, Viridiplantae, Streptophyta, Magnoliopsida, Malpighiales, Linaceae.